Messenger RNA from Aspergillus alliaceus, 2474 nucleotides. RefSeq names its product RNA-binding snoRNP assembly protein NAF1. Gene Ontology annotation, biological process: ribosome biogenesis; pseudouridine synthesis; box H/ACA snoRNP assembly. The record is from RefSeq and is a predicted model, not a curated record. Gene Ontology annotation, cellular component: sno(s)RNA-containing ribonucleoprotein complex. The transcript has a single exon. Bases 231 to 2309 code for a protein of 692 amino acids. Gene Ontology annotation, molecular function: RNA binding. Lineage: Eukaryota; Fungi; Ascomycota; Eurotiomycetes; Eurotiales; Aspergillaceae.
UGUAUAUUUUAAGCCAAUAUUGAAGCUCGAUCGGAACACGUUAUUGUUAUCGAUAAGAAAGCUCCUCCGGUGGCCGCAGCAGCAAUUGUGGCACUUCUAAGAAAAAAAGUUUCCGCGCAAGACUUCGUCGGCCAAUUCUGAACGUUUUACCAAUUUUUCUUCUUUCUCCUUUUUUUGAUAUUUUCUCUCGUCUUUGAGUUAUACAUUACUCAAGGCUGCAGAGUUACAUCAUGAGCGACCAACAGCCUCCUGUUCAACCCCAGCAUUCCCUGGAGGCUACUAAUGAGGGCCCUCCUGUGAAGCGAACUUGCAUGAAUGAUACGCCACCCAUUGCGUUAACGCCCGCAGACGAUGGAAGCGAUUUUUAUAGCACGCCAUGGGUCGUGCGCACUCCUGUAGAAAGCAGUGAGAAUAUGGAGGGUGCUACUCAGGCUCAAACCAGCGCACCAACAGCGACAUCUCAUUCAUCCACACUGAUCCCCGGAUUAAAUCUCGUCAAUGAUAGUCUGAAAGGUCUGCAGUCGGCGAAAAGCGAACCAAACCCGUCGCCGAACACUACCGCCGGGGAAGAAAUGCGUGCGGAUACGCAGAACCAUAUGAAUGUUGUACCAACUGAGCCCCAGAAACAAGAGCCUACCUUGGAAAGCACCAAAAAGGUCGAGGCGGAACAAAAUCCCGAACCACGAACCCAGGCAGAAGCUACGAGUCAGAGCCAGACGGAAAACGUCCAGAUUAACGGGACCGCAAACGGAUCAGAUAAUGCGCCUACCACAGACGCUAUGGAUCAUGACCAAGCCGAAGAGGAUGAGGAGGAGCACCCCGAAUGGGAGAUUGACUCUUCCCCCUAUGAAUCAUCUUCUGAUGAUUCUUCUACCGAUUCUUCCGACGACAGCGACGAUGACGAAGACUACCCAAUCCUCAGCCCCGAAGAACAAGCGCGCAUUUUGAUGCAGGCGGAACUUGGUUCCGACGACGAGGGGGAAGGAAAAGGCAAAUCGGGUGGUCAUAUUAGAACGGCGAAUGAAAUCCAGGAGGAAGCGCCCGAUAUCCCGGAUAUCAUUGUGACUCCCGAAAUGAAGAUUGUCCAUCUGGGACAUGUAGAGGCGAUUGUCGAGAAUAACGUCCUAAUUGCGGCGAACACUUCCGGAGAGUACCAGGUGCUUGAAUCAGGCUCAUUACUGUGCCUUGAAGAUAGGAAUGUCGUCGGUGUGGUUGCUGAGACUUUGGGAAGGGUGGAGAAUCCACUGUAUACUAUCCGUUAUCCCAGCGCUAUGGCUGUAGAGGAACGGGGCCUUUCUCAAGGAAAGAACGUAUACUACGUUGAGCAACACUCCACUUUCGUGUUUACUCAGCCUCUCAAGGGAAUUAAAGGUAGCGAUGCUUCGAACUUCCACGACGAAGAAAUUGGCGAGGAUGAGGUCGAGUUUUCCGACGAUGAAGCAGAGGCUGAGUACAAGCGGAAACUGAAGCAGAAGCGACAGGAGAGAAAGGAAGCCAGGAACGAGGGUGGUGGCCCGGCAAGGGCUAAAAAGGGCCAUCCAGGUCCUUCGAAGCUCAGUCAGACGGAACUAAACUACGAUGAUAACGCAGGUGAAGAUGGGUACACUCCUCUUGCUCGCCCGAAGAACCUGCAUGAGAUGAUGGGCCGGCAAGAGGCUCCUCUUGAGAACGAUGGACCCCCGGCUAGAGGUGGUUUCCGUGGUGGUAGAAGUCGAGGCCGGGUUUCUGAUCGCGGCCGCGGAGGCCGUGGUCGCGGCGGAUCCAGAGAUACUCAGCAUUAUGAUCGCCAGCCAUACCAGCGGCCAGGAUCGGACGCGCAGCCUCAACAUACCAGCUAUAGUCAACAGCAAGCGUACCAGUCAAACCAAUCCAAUACUUAUGGGAUGCCACAGCCAUAUCCUUCAUACCCAUCUUUCCCGCAGCAGCCGCAGCAACAACCGCAACAACAGUUCGCUCAAGGUGCUGUACCUCCGGCGUUCAAUACUCAGAUGCCAUUCCAACAGGCCCAUCCUCAACAGAACUCUUUACAAUCCUACCCUAUCAACCCGGCGUUCUUAGCUGCUCUGCAACAGCAAAUGCAGCAGCAGCAGUAUCAACAGCAGACGCCGGGGCAACAAUUCCAUCAUCUCCACCCGGCGUUCCUAGCUACUCUGCAACAGCAAAUGCACCAGCAGCACCAGCAACAGCAGACGCCUGGACAACAACAACAACCUGCGCAAGCCGCAACGAUGAAUUUUGACCAGGUUAAAGCGCAACUAGACCUAUUGCGGCAAUUGAGCAAUGGCAAUCAAGGACCGCCUCACCCAUGAGCCCUUGAUACCAUGUUGUUAUAUUUAGGGUUUCCUUGCUUUUCUGGGUUUGGGUAAAACUGAUACAUAGGGAUACAUAGGAUUUCAUUAUUGGGGAGUUAGGCAUCUAUCCUGUUUUGGCUCAAAAAUUUGUACGUUGUAUCACUUUGUUAUUUCAAGCACAAG